AUGGGGGUUGUCGCCACAGCAGGGUUUCGCUACUCACCGCUGUUUCGCUGGGAAAGGCCAUAUCACAAAGAUUAUCCAGCAGACACCAUACUUUCCUACCGUACGCAACUGCAGGAUACUAUCAAAAGCAAUGAUUUCAUAGUCAUUGUGGCCGAGGACGAGUACCAGCCUGAUGAGAAUGAGAAGACCGAGGCCACUAUCCCCUCAGAUGAUGCUUGGAAGGCACCUACUGCCGGUGAGAAGGUCGUUGUCGGUGUUGCAAGCAUCAAACUGGAGCCUGGUUCCAAGCGCAAGGGCGAGUACAAGGACAAUCAAGGGACAUUCGGAUACCCUAGCCCGUGGACUGUCCCAGCACUAAUACAUCAAGCAGGUGAAUACCCAACACUCCCUGAGAAUGAAGGAAGGGACCUCAACUGCAAGCACUAUGAAUCCUGGGGCACCUUGGUGGGCAAGAUACGCGAGGAACGUUGCAGCGGUGAUGCCAUCAUGAGCAUGCUCGUGGUGCAUCCAGCGUAUUGGCGACGUGGGUAUGGGACCAAGAUGGGUCAGUGGGCUGUUGAACUGAGCAAGGCUGACGAUGUAAAGCAAUGCGUCAGCGCGGCUGGGAUGGGAUACCAGAUAUAUUCGAAGCUUGGCUACAAAGACGUCUGCAAGAUAGAGGCGAGCGGUGAUGAAGAUGACCCAGAGGGCAUCUUCACUAAUCUCAUGGAACCCACCGAGGAAUCAAAAGAUUCAGUUCUUCUUUGCGUGAUUGCCAUCUUCGUCCAUGGCAUUCUAGACUACCUUAUCCCUUAG
This is a messenger RNA of Endocarpon pusillum Z07020, 795 nucleotides long. RefSeq lists its product as uncharacterized. The transcript is spliced from 3 exons. The record is from RefSeq and is a predicted model, not a curated record. NCBI's taxonomy places the organism in Eukaryota, Fungi, Ascomycota, Eurotiomycetes, Verrucariales, Verrucariaceae. Gene Ontology annotation, molecular function: acyltransferase activity, transferring groups other than amino-acyl groups. Bases 1 to 795 code for a protein of 264 amino acids.